Molecule: messenger RNA, 1515 nt
Organism: Acanthosepion pharaonis
Lineage: Eukaryota; Metazoa; Mollusca; Cephalopoda; Sepiida; Sepiidae
Source: the annotation of a GenBank genome assembly
AUGUCUAUCUAUCUAUUUAAUACUAAAGACCCUAUUUUUUCUCUCUCUUUCUCUCUCCUUAUCUAUCUAUCUAUCUAUCUUUUCUUAUCCAUUUCACUAUAUAUCUAUAUCAGCUUUUUCUAUCUAUCUAUCUAUCUAUCUAUCUAUCUAUCUAUGACUCUUUCUCCUACUCUCUAUAUCUCUCUCUAUGGAUCUAUCUAUCUGUAUACCUAUCAGUCUGUUUCUAUCUAUCUAUCUAUCUAUCUAUCUAUCUAUCUAUCUAUCUAUCUAUCUAUCUAUCUCAGACUACUUAUUAUAUCUAUCUAUCUAUCUAUCUAUCUAUCUAUCUAUCUAUCUAUCUAUCUAUCUAUCUAUCUGAUUCUCUUACUCUCUAUCUCUCUCUCUAUCUAUCCAUAUAUCUAUCAGUCUGUUUCUCUGUUUCUCUGUCUCUGUCUGUCUGUCUGUCUGUCUGUCUGUCUCUCUCUCUCUGUCUCUCUCUCUCUCUAUCUAUCUAUCUAUCUAUCUCAGACUUUGUUCAUAUCUAUCUAUCUAACUAUAUAUCUAUAUCAGUCUGUUUAUCUGUCAGUAUUUACUUAUCUAUCUAUUUCAGUAUGUUCAUAUUCAUGUCAGUCUUUAUCUAUCUAUCUAUCUAUCUAUCUCACUAGCUAUCUCAUUCUAUUCAUAUCUAUCUAUCUAGCUAGCUAUCUAUUUCAGUCUCUUCACAUCUAUCUAUCUAUCUCAGACUGUUCAUAUCUAUCUUAUCUAUCUAUCUAUCUAUCUAUCUAUCUAUCUAUCUAUCUAUCUAUCUAUCUAUUACAGUCUCUUCAUUAUCUAUGUAUAUAUCUAUGUGUCUUUCUAUUUAUUUCAGUCUCUUCAAAUUUAUCUAUCUCAGUCUGUUCAUAUCUAUGUCAGUCUAUAACAAUCUACUCCUCUCAGACUGUUCAUAUCUAUCUAUCUAUCUAUCUAUCUAUCUAUCUAUCUAUCUAUCUAUCUAUCUAUCACGAUCUCUUCAUUAUCUAUCUAUCUAUCUAUCUAUCUAUCACGAUCUCUUCAUUAUCUAUCUAUCUAUCUAUCUAUCUAUCUAUCUAUCUAUCUAUCUAUCUAUCUAUCUAUCUAUCUAUCUAUCACAGUCUCUUCAUUAUCUAUCUAUCUAUCUAUACAUCUAUCCAUCUAUCUUUACAUCAGUCUAUAACUAUCUAUCUAUCUCAGACUAUUUAUAUCUAUGUUAGUCUAUAUCUAUCUAUCUAUCUAUAUGUGUCUCUUCAUUGUCUAUCUAUCUUGGUUUCUUCAUAUUUAACUGUGUAUGUAUUUCAGUCUCUAUCUAUCUAUCUCAGUCUAUUCAUAUCUAUGCCAGUCUAUAACUAUCUAUUCCUUUCAGACUGUUCAUAUCUAUCUAUCUAUCUAUCUAUCUAUCUAUCUAUCUAUUUAUCUAUCUAUCUCAGUCUACUAAUUAACAAUUUGGAAAUGACAUAUAUCAGAAUAUACUUUGACGAACAACUCUCUUCAGUUUAUAUCUAUAAAUAUUUUAUGAAAUAA